AUGUACCUAUCUACAAUUUCUCACUCAACCCUAGCUAGCUGUAAUUUACCCAGUCCAGCCCAGCCAGUCAGCAUCCCCGGAAUGUUUUCCCCUUCUUUUUAUCCCAGGGUUAGGGUUAGGUUGGAUUUCUCGCCACGAGAUUUGCACACACACAGGCAGACAGGGGAGGUUGGGAAGAAGGCAGGGAAGAAGGAAGAGGUGGGUAGGGAGGUGUUGUUCAUCACUGCAAAACACAGAUGGCGAUGGACGGCAUGGGCAUGGGCGUGGGCGAUUUCGGGCGUUCAGUGA
This is a messenger RNA of Morchella importuna, 288 nucleotides long. RefSeq lists its product as uncharacterized. The coding region runs from base 1 to 288 and encodes 95 amino acids. Lineage: Eukaryota; Fungi; Ascomycota; Pezizomycetes; Pezizales; Morchellaceae. The record is from RefSeq and is a predicted model, not a curated record. The transcript has 2 exons.